This is a messenger RNA of Aspergillus steynii IBT 23096, 1740 nucleotides long. RefSeq lists its product as uncharacterized. Gene Ontology annotation, cellular component: nucleus. Gene Ontology annotation, biological process: positive regulation of transcription by RNA polymerase II. The record is from RefSeq and is a predicted model, not a curated record. NCBI's taxonomy places the organism in Eukaryota, Fungi, Ascomycota, Eurotiomycetes, Eurotiales, Aspergillaceae. The transcript has 2 exons. Gene Ontology annotation, molecular function: DNA-binding transcription factor activity, RNA polymerase II-specific; zinc ion binding; transcription cis-regulatory region binding. Bases 25 to 1605 code for a protein of 526 amino acids.
GAUGCAUGCCAUUUCCGCACCACGAUGGCCGACAAAAACUGCCAUUCGUGCCGUCGGCGGCGGCUCAGGUGUGAUCGGGCCCUGCCCGCCUGUCGCAAAUGUGCCCUAACCGGCGUCGAGUGUCUUGGCUACGAGCGCCUGAUUCUCUGGAACAAGGGUGUCGCCAGUCGGGGGAAGAUGAUGGGGAAGACGUUUGAUGUGUCUGUGUCACAGACCAGAGAAACGGGAUCGCCGUCCGAGGCUAUAGACAUGGACAUGGGGAUGAGGAUCUGUACACCCCUGAUCGACCCGCUCCUGCAAGACCUCGGGUCCCGAUAUGCGCGAUACAUCUACCAUUUCGACCAGACGUUCUGCAAGGAGAUUGUCAUCUACGAUAUCCGGGACCAGAACCCCGUCCGCCAGCUCCUGGCCUAUCUGUCGGAGUAUCCGAUGCUGCGCGAAGUCUUUGUCGCUACCUCAGCCUGCCACUUGUACCAUCUCUCGCCGGUGCAUGCGCGCUCGAACACCGUCUACCGCGACGCCUUAGUCGCUAAACACAAGGCACUGCGUCUGCUCAAUGACGCCAUUGUAAACCUCUCCACCGCUGAUAUCGACCUCAUCAUCGCGGCUAUCCUGGUCCUCAUGUACCUCGAGUUCCUGGACUCCGGGACUGACGUCUGGCGCAUUCACCUCGAGGGCGCCAAGCGGCUGAUCAACUGUCUACGAAGACAGGAGGGGACGGUUUCAGACACAGAGACGGUUGCAAUAUCUUCGCCUGCGGGCCUUCUGCGCAGAUGGCUUGUCUCAGAGCUCUUAGUAUUCGACAUCAUCGGCAGCACCAUCUCCAAAUCCAUCCCCCUCACCCCAUCCAUCUACGGCAUCGAAGACGGCUUCGACGUCUCCGCCAUCCUGGCCACCGCCGAGACGAAUAAUUUCGCCUCCUGCCCGGCCCAGCUGCUGCAGUGUCUGUUGACGCUCGUGCAGCUGUCCGAGGUCUCGUACCCGGUCGACCAUUCGGAUAUAGCGCCAGACUCGGACUCGGACUCACGCAUGAACACCCCCACUCACGGGAAACACCCCGACCCAACCGCGGAAACCGUCAAGGAAAUCCUACGCACCGUCCGCUCCUUCGUCCCCUUCGACUGGGCCCUCUCCGUCCAGAGCCUCUCGCCCUGCCAGGACCUGCACCAGCGCACUUGGAUCGCGAGCGCCUACCAGGCGGCCAUCUGUCUGUACGCGAUGCGGGUACUUCCUUCCCAGAAACCAGAGAGCUGCGUCAACAACCAGAUUCUCAUCCCAGUUUCUAUCCCGGAAGGCGACCCCGAAGAAAGCGAGCGAGAACAUCUCGUCUCAACCAUCGCCACCCAACUAUCCAAACUCGACCCCGACAGCGGCCUCUUUAAGUCCAGCAUCUGGCCGAGUUUCAUCGCCGGCGCAGAGGCCAAGAGCCCCGAGCUGCGGCGCUGGGCGUGGUUGCAUCUUGCUGCCGUGUCGAGGGUGCUGCCGUAUAAGACGUCGACGUUUGCGAUGGACGUGCUGGUGCUGAUUUGGGGGGAGGAGGGGGCGCAUCGAAGAGGGUGGAUUGAGAUGGCGAGGAGUUUGGGGGCGGAUUUUUUUGUUGCAUAGCGUUUUGCAUUCGGGUGUGGUUUAUGAUUUAUGCUUGGUUUUGAAGGACGAUAUGUGGUUUUAAUGUCGUGGGCUAAAUGAUGAUGAUGAUGAUGAUAGAUAGAUAGAUACCUUGAUAUUAAACGAACAAUCUAC